This is a messenger RNA of Erigeron canadensis, 902 nucleotides long. RefSeq names its product protein TsetseEP-like. The record is from RefSeq and is a predicted model, not a curated record. Bases 99 to 620 code for a protein of 173 amino acids. The transcript is spliced from 2 exons. Lineage: Eukaryota; Viridiplantae; Streptophyta; Magnoliopsida; Asterales; Asteraceae.
ACCAUUUAUCUUCACCCUGAAAACAACAUCAAUCACCAUCACCCCCUUUCGCGAUCAUAUUCUUAUUCUCUUACUUUGUAUCUAGAAUUUCAUACACAAUGGCCACCGCUCAGGUUGUAUCAGCAACAACUGCAUUCCAUGAUGAGAAAAUUGAGGAACAACAACCAAUCAAGAAACCACAAGAAGAUCAGGAGAUCAAGAACAGCAGCACGGAUGAUCAAGAAACCAAGCCACAGCCACAAGAGGAGGAGCUGCAGCUCUCAAAGGAACCAGAAGCUGACAGCACUGCUGCACCUAAAGAAGAGAUUGCAGCAGCUCCAGAAGCUGAUCCCGAACCAGAACAAGAAGCCCAGCCCGAACCAGAACCCGAAGUAGUCCUUGCAGCUGAAGUUGAAACCAAAGUGGUUCUGAAAUUAGAAGAAGCUUCGGAGGAGGAAGUUAAGGAAGAUAGCCUUGCAAAGGUGGCACCAGAGCCAUGUGUUGAGGAAGAGGCUAAAGAAUCCGAAACCGGGCCAACUGAUCAGGUUACAAAACCCGAACCCGAACCUGAAGCAGAGCCAGAAGAGAAGGCUGCUGAGAAGAAAGAAGAAGGUGAUGAUGCAACUGAGGAUGAUCAGUAGAUUGAUGUAUUCAAGUAUUGGGGCAUGAAGUUGUUAAAGUUAUUGUAUGGUUUAAUGUUUUUAGUUUGAAUUUUUAUUAAAAGUUUGUGAAAUUCCACCUAGGAUCAAGUUAUGGUUAGCCUUGGCCACGUGGCAAGCAUGUGCUGGAUGGAAACUAGGAUGUUAAUUUGUUUUGUCAAAGUAAAAAAUGUCACUGGCUAAGGUUAGCUGGCAUAAUAAAAGAUUUGGUGUUCUGGUGGGGUUAGUUUAAUUAUCAAUAUUAAAGUUAUAAUUAAGAAUAAA